AUGACGAAAUCUACAGCCUCCCUUCUCACAUUCUUGCUAAGCUCUGUUUUCCAUGAAAUUGUCAUGAUUGUCGUCAGUGGCAAGGUUCGAGGUUAUCUAUUCAUGAUGCAAAUGACCCAGUAUCCGCUCAUUUUAAUGGGAAGAACCAAAUUCAUUCGUCAGAGGCCUGUUCUUGGUAAUUUCUUGUUCUGGCUGGGCAUGAUGAUCGGCUUCCCUGCUCUGAAUAUCUUAUAUCUAAUGUUUUAG
This is a messenger RNA of Malassezia sympodialis ATCC 42132, 246 nucleotides long. RefSeq lists its product as uncharacterized. Gene Ontology annotation, cellular component: endoplasmic reticulum membrane. Gene Ontology annotation, molecular function: ergosterol O-acyltransferase activity. Lineage: Eukaryota; Fungi; Basidiomycota; Malasseziomycetes; Malasseziales; Malasseziaceae. The record is from RefSeq and is a predicted model, not a curated record. Gene Ontology annotation, biological process: ergosterol metabolic process.